AGGCACACAACAGCCGAGCAAAAUAUUCCACAGACUCCGAGUUGUGGUUUGGUGUUGAUAAAGAUUGUUCUCAAAGAUGUAACACAGUGUGCUCCGCUUCAAUUUUCCGUCGAACCUAGUUUUUUGUUUCCGAAAAACCAAACGAAAGAAAUAUUAGCUUCAUCAACGUGCUGCAACGAAUAGAUAACCACCACAUUCCGGAUUGACGGGACGUGUGUGAACGCGACGGAAAACUUCGUAUUUGAUUUAGAAGGAUGAUUCAAGGGUACGGAUCGGUUACGCAGGCUCUGCUAGGAACAUUGCUGACAUGGGGUCUUACGGCGCUUGGUUCGGGGCUGGUGGUGCUGCUGAGAGGCAAUCAACGAAAAUCGCUGGACAUUUCGCUUGGCUUUGCGGCCGGCGUCAUGAUUGCAGCGUCCUUCUGGUCUUUGUUGGCGCCCGCAAUUGAACUGGCGGAAAGCUCGCACAUGUACGGAAGCAAAGGAGAGUUUGCGUUUAUUCCCGUUGCGAUCGGGUUCCUAUUGGGUGCAAUAUUUGUGUACGGCACGGACAAAGUAAUCUCGUACUUAGGCAUCAACAGUCCAACCAUGAUGAUUGCCCUAACGCACGCAAAUAAAGACAAGGCCGACAUAGCCAUGGACGACCAGGUUUCCGCUGAGCAUGGCAAAAGUUCUUAUGCCGGAAUGGUACCAAACAACGCACAAGACCACUCGUUGGCCAUCGGAAUGGACAGCUUUGCCGAUUGCCUAAACGCUCAGCAUGGAAGCGUUUCUCGGAAGCGAAGGAAGGGCAGCUCCACAGCAUCGACCAAGGAACAGUCAGUCUACACAAACAACAGCCAAAGCCAACUCGAUGCACAAUUGUCCCAGUGGAAACGGAUAAUGUUGCUUGUGGUGGCGAUUACCGUACACAAUAUACCGGAAGGGUUAGCUGUUGGAGUAAGCUUCGGAGCGAUUGGCACGACCGAAUCGGCAACAUUUGAGGCAGCUCGUAAUCUUGCUAUCGGCAUUGGGAUACAAAACUUUCCGGAAGGAUUGGCUGUGAGUCUACCACUGCAUGCAGCCGGUUUCAGCCUAGGAAAAAGUUUUUGGUACGGGCAACUGUCGGGUAUGGUGGAACCAAUUUUUGGGGUUCUCGGUGCCGUUGCUGUAAGCCUCGCCACCAUCAUUCUCCCGUACGCUCUAUCAUUUGCCGCCGGUGCCAUGAUUUAUAUCGUAGCGGACGAUAUUUUGCCAGAAGCUCAUGCUAGUGAUAACGGCCAAAUUGCUACCUGGGGUACAAUUGCUGGGUUUGUGGUGAUGAUGUGCUUGGAUGUGGGACUUGGAUAAGAGAGAGCAACUGAAAGUAGUCGUAAAUCCAGUGUGACUGAUCGAUCGGAUCACUUAAUCGAACCAGUCGGUGACUGUUAGAAUGUACUUCAAAGAGUAUUAAACUAUUAAUGUGAGCAUCCCUCGUUACAAUUGACGCUGGCUACGGUUCAGUUCAUCACGUGUAUAGUUUUAAACAUUUUUUUAACCUUACCUAUACAAAAAAAAAUAGGUUUUAGAAAAGUAAAACUAAUAAAUGAUUAAGGCAAAUCAAUCC
Molecule: messenger RNA, 1584 nt
Organism: Anopheles coustani
Lineage: Eukaryota; Metazoa; Arthropoda; Insecta; Diptera; Culicidae
Gene: Zip48C
Product: zinc transporter ZIP11
Exons: 5
Coding region: 255-1328 (357 amino acids)
Biological process (GO): zinc ion transmembrane transport
Cellular component (GO): membrane
Molecular function (GO): zinc ion transmembrane transporter activity
Source: RefSeq, a predicted model, not a curated record